UGGGAGCCUGCGUUCCUGGGUCCUGGCUUCAGCCAUCUUCUCUGGGACUCAGGUUGGGUCUAGCGGCUGGUAGCUCCCUGGGCCCAGACUUGGGCUUGUCUCUGUCGUCCCGGCUUUAGCGUUUUGCCGCCGCCUAGGGGCAGCUCCUCUGGGAAGCAAGCCCGCCGCCAAUUUCGCCUCCCGUCUUGCCUCGACUACAACUUCCAGCGGCACUAGCGAGGCUUGUAUUUCCUUUGUUCUCCGCUUAGGAGCUGGGCCUGCUGGGAAGUGUAGUUCCGAGGUUACCCAGCACAGGACCUUUUGCCGUCAGCGAGACAAGUUUCCAGCCCUGGCCGAGGGUGGAGGUUUUUCAAAAUGGGAACCAAGGAGCCCCAGGGUUUGCGCCUCACCUGCGGACUCCUCGAGGUCCCCAGUGCCCUGCGUAAUAAUCGGCUCAGUCCUCGGCCCUCCGGCCCUGCACUUACCCCCCAGUCGGGCUCCAUCCUUCCAAGCCUUGUCCUCAAGUGAAGGGGGUGUCACCUGCCAGGAAAGUCUAGGGCGCCAGUGCCAGCCCCAGGACUCCACGCUCGUCCCCAGGGUCCAGGCCCCGCCCCUAGCCGGGGCUCCCCCCGUGGGAACGGUGACCAGCUGGCCGGAAGCGCCAAACUGCGUCCCCUGUCCGAGCCCCGGGGAUCAAUCAGGCCGAGGAGUUAAUUAUGUAAUGAGGGAGCAGGGGGUCGGGACUAAUGAAGGCGUCAAGGGGAGGGGGUAGGAGGGGAGGUUACCCAGGUAUCCGGCCCCCUCUUGGACCCCUUCGAGGCCCUAGGGGUCUCCACCCCAACCCAACUCCAGGGCCCCAAAGAGGGGAGGGGCUGUGAUCUUGGGUCUGGAAGGGGCUGAGCAGCGAGCUAUAAAGGGGGCAUCUCUCCACACUGGGGGGACUCAAGGCAGCGUGACCUGAGGCCAGACUAGACUACUCCAUGUACCAUCCACGGGAGUUGUACCCCUCCCUGGGGACCAGUUACCGCCUUGGGCCCCCCCAGCCUGGGGCAGACUCCAGCUUCCCGCCUGCUCUUGCCGAGGGCUACCGCUACCCGGAUCUGGACACUCCCAAACUGGACUGCUUCCUCUCUGGGAUUGAGGCUGCUUCCCGCACCCUGGCUGCACCGCCACCUCUGCCCCCUCUACCCCCAGUCCUGGGCACUGAGCCGGCCACUUCAGCCCCUGAGGCCCUCCACUCACUCCCUGGGGUCAGCCUGAGCCUGGAGAACCGGGAACUGUGGAAAGAGUUCAACUCCGUGGGAACAGAGAUGAUCAUCACCAAAGCCGGGAGGCGUAUGUUCCCUGCUUGCCGAGUGUCGGUCAUGGGCCUGGACCCUGAGGCCCGCUACCUAUUUCUUCUGGAUGUGGUCCCAGUGGAUGGGGCCCGCUACCGCUGGCAGGGCCGGCGCUGGGAGCCCAGUGGCAAGGCAGAACCCCGCCUGCCUGACCGCGUUUACAUUCACCCUGACUCUCCUGCCACCGGAGCCCACUGGAUGCGGCAGCCUGUGUCUUUUCAUCGUGUCAAGCUCACCAAUAGCACGCUGGACCCCCAUGGCCACCUGAUUUUGCACUCCAUGCACAAGUACCAGCCUCGCAUACACCUGGUGCGGGCUGCCCAGCUUUGCAGCCAACACUGGGGGGGCGUCGCCUCCUUCCGCUUCCCGGAGACCACAUUCAUCUCUGUGACAGCCUACCAGAACCCACGGAUCACACAACUGAAGAUUGCAGCCAACCCCUUUGCCAAGGGUUUCCGGGAGAAUGGCAGAAACUGUAAGAGGGAGCGAGAUGCCCGUGUGAAGAGGAAACUUCGGGGCCCAGAGCCAGUAGCCUCCAAGUCCUAUGGGAGUGGAGAUGCACCUGGUGGUCCCUGCGACUCCACACUGGGUGGGGAUGUCCGUGAGUCAGACCUGGAGCAGGCCCCAGCACCCCGGGAAGCUGCCUCAGCCCCAGCUCCUCCAUGUGGCGGCCCCAGUGCUGAGGCCUACCUUCUGCACCCCGCAGCUUUCCACGGAGCCCCUGGUCACCUUCCAGCCAGGACCCCCAACUUCCCUGAGGCUCCAGACUCUGGGCUGCCAGCCCCAUACUCAGCUGCAUUCCUAGAGCUGCAGCCCACGCCAGGGGGCUCAGGGUACCCGGUAGCUCCACCCACAGCACCCUUUGCCCCACACUUCCUUCAAGGGGGCCCUUUCCCCCUGUCCUACCCGGGGCCUGGGGGUUACCUGGAUGUGGGCUCCAAACCAAUGUACUGAGCCAGUGCUGGCCCCUCUGCUUCCCUCUAUCUUCCAUCACAAACCUCCACUUCCCCUUCCCCCAGCCCUGUAGCCCCCACUUCCAUUGGCCCCAUCCCCCACACCAAAUGGCUGCCUGGGCCUGCCCCCCCUUCACACUUUGAUUUCACUCCCACCCUCCUCUGGCUUCAAAGCCUGAGCAGGGUUGCUGGGAGCCCAGCUGGGGCCAGCUUCCCCUUACCAGCUCUCACCUUGGUGUGAAUGGCGGGAGGCUCUGCCUGGCCAAAUGGGGCCACAGGCCAGCACCCCCACCUCCUGGGCCUCACCCUUGGGCUCAGGCAUGUUCUACCCCCUUGCUCCAGUGCAAGCCACACCAAUUUGUUCUCAGGACCAGAGUAUUUUUGUUAAUAAAACUUGAAAGACACCAGUGCUCUGGAAAUGUUGGGCUAACGGUGUCUGGCUCUAGGUGGGGCUGGGUGAGCAAAGGCUUUGUGGGGAGACUCAGGCCCCAAUCUAGACUUGCACUUUCCAGCUGCUUGACCUUGUUGUGCACAUAAAUCCACUCACUGGCCUUGUGCCUCAGUUUACUCUUCAGGAAAACGGGGUAACAAUGAAUCUUGUUAACGCUAGUUGUUUCGAGAAUUAAGACUGCCCUGCACCUAGCACUGAGGAAGCCUUUGGUGGUCUGUCAUCCCUGUUAUUGGAUGGGGACCUGGAGUUCCUGGGAAAGCUGAGAGGCCUGAGCCUGGCCUUCCUGGAGGAUUAGGACUUUGGGGCAGUCAGAGCCUUAUGUGCAUCCCUGCGCACCCCCAAUCAAGUCUGACACAGACCCAAAGACCAUUUUUUCUGCUUUUAUUAGAAUUUUUUUUGUUCUUUUCU
Loxodonta africana (African savanna elephant) is the source of this 3128-nucleotide messenger RNA. RefSeq names its product T-box transcription factor 6 (gene TBX6). Gene Ontology annotation, cellular component: nucleus. The record is from RefSeq and is a predicted model, not a curated record. Gene Ontology annotation, molecular function: DNA-binding transcription factor activity, RNA polymerase II-specific; RNA polymerase II cis-regulatory region sequence-specific DNA binding. The transcript is spliced from 8 exons. Bases 960 to 2270 code for a protein of 436 amino acids. Gene Ontology annotation, biological process: positive regulation of DNA-templated transcription; cell fate specification; vasculogenesis. NCBI's taxonomy places the organism in Eukaryota, Metazoa, Chordata, Mammalia, Proboscidea, Elephantidae.